AUGCUUCUAGCUGAGGACGACUUUGAUGAUAUCCUCAAUCGCAUUAACAUGACAAUCACAUACGAGUUUGAGAGUGGCGUCCCUAGAGCCCAGAAGACCGCGUUCAAGCCCAAAUCCCAGAUCCACCGACUGAGCUUGAGAUCCGCGCCUACGGCCAUCAGUGGCUUACUGAACUGCUUUAUCUCUGCCCCAUUGAUUAUGUUCAUAGAUGCCUUCGGGCUCUAUCACAAUAUGUACAGGAGCCUGACAGGAGUCUACUUUUCUCUCGCUAGCCAGACUCUCCGAGCACGCAUGCACCGUGCAAAUGUCUUUGUUCUCACGCUAGGGCCACAUGGAGCAAGCACUGAUGAGGUGCUCUCAUUCAUCGUUGACUUGUCGAAGCUGGAUAGAGGAAUGGUCCUCACUAUUAAUGGUGAGGAGAAGGCUGUGUUGGCUUUCCCGAUCUUCUUCGCUGGAGAUAUGCCUCAGCAAAACCACAACUCCGGAGUCAAGAACCAGAAUGCUGGCAAGGGAUGUCGAAACUGCUUGGCAAAUACAGAAGAGCGUGGGGAUCUCAACUUCGACACCAUCAAGCUAGGCUGCUAUCAUUGGCACCAGAUGCAACUCUGGCAGUAUGGAAACACGCUCCCACCUGUCCAGAGAAGAACUUGGCUCCAGAAAUGGGGAUUAACGAGCGAUGAUCCAGUGCUGUUUAAGUUGUCGCCCGCUCUCAACAUUAUUACGACAAGACCAGCUGACGUUGCACACUCAGAAUAUAAUGGGCAGGGGAAGCAGGCGCAGGAGCUUCUUAUGAAAGCAAUCCUCUCUGCGUCUGGCCUACAAAGAUAUGCAAAAGAGUUCGCCCGGUUUCCCUCUCCAGCAAGAUGGGAUCGCAGACAGUCCCCAAUCCAUCACAGCAAAUCCUGGUCACUCUCUGAGGCUGGGAUGGUGGCGAUGCAAGUACCAUUGAUCCUUCGCUGCAAGCCUCUCCGGGAAGAUGAUGUUGAGGAUAACUUCCUUGAUGCAGUCCAUGAGGAAUUCAGAUAUGAUUGCCAGGAGCUCAAGCUUAAACUGGAGGAUAUUAUUGUCUGCGCAUUUGCCGCAAUGGCGGUGUCAAAUGCUGCCACCUGCUCACCGAUAACUCAAACUGACAGAAUCCAGGACAUAGACGAUGCAGUCUAUGAAGGAAGGAGGUCCUUUAUCCGACUUUGUUCUUGCGCACACUUAGCAGCACGGGUGAAGGACUGCCGAGGCAAAGGCAGUGGGGGGCGCCGCAACGAGGGGCAGUCAUCCCUAGCGCCAUCUACCGCUUCAUCUGAAUUUGACGCUGUUGUAGAGGAGCUCGCAAGCUCUCUCAGUACUAUUGGACAGGAGUUUGAGAAUAGGGAGAGGUUCAGAGAUCUGAAGCCCACUUCUAAGAGAGCAGAAGAGUUUGUCAAAUGGCAGCAUCGCCCAAAUGUCCAUCAAGGAGCACACUUGAGCGACAUUACCAGAAGGUUUGGGAAUAGUUACACUUGCAAUGUCCUCCAUUAUGAGGACAAGCACCGCUUGUUUAAGAAAUGGGCUGAGUAUCUCAAUGGGCGAGGGGUUGAAAAAGCGCUGGUUCACCGAGAGAAUGUCAAUGUCACACUACGCCUUAUAUUGCAAGGGGCGUUUGACCAAAGCCAUCCAGUAAUUUCUGCUCAGGUAAAAGCACUUUACCACCAAUGCCCGAUGCUCGCAGAGCAUAUAUUGCCGUCCAGCCAGUGGGCAGAUACAACUGAGGAUGAUGCCCUAGAUAUUAAGCCAGAUGCUACACAUAUCCAUCCAAGGGCAACUCACUGUGUUGCCCGGGCAUUUGUGAAGAAUGAGCUAGACCUCCCUCUCCAGAUGCGAGAUGUUCCUGAGGGCCACCUCUUUUCACAGCCAGUGUUGCUAGUAGUUCAAACAGUUCAGUUCAGUUCAAAUUUGAGGCUGAACUGA
This is a messenger RNA of Pseudogymnoascus destructans, 1941 nucleotides long. RefSeq lists its product as uncharacterized. The transcript has 3 exons. The record is from RefSeq and is a predicted model, not a curated record. The coding region runs from base 1 to 1941 and encodes 646 amino acids. Lineage: Eukaryota; Fungi; Ascomycota; Leotiomycetes; Thelebolales; Thelebolaceae.